Messenger RNA from Panicum hallii, 1950 nucleotides. RefSeq lists its product as uncharacterized. The coding region runs from base 1 to 1950 and encodes 649 amino acids. The transcript is spliced from 3 exons. Gene Ontology annotation, molecular function: protein dimerization activity. The record is from RefSeq and is a predicted model, not a curated record. Lineage: Eukaryota; Viridiplantae; Streptophyta; Magnoliopsida; Poales; Poaceae.
AUGCUUUGCAAGACACCAGAAGAAGUAGUUGCAGAGAGGCACAAAUCAAAGACUUCUCAACCUACUCUUGAGCAUUGCACAAAGAAAUCCAAGGAGGCCAAGCAGAUUGUUGAUGACCAUGUUGCUGAUUUUUUCUAUGAGAAUGGCAUACCAUUGAAUGUAAUUAACUCAAGAAGCUGGGAGAUAAUGCUAGAGUCCAUUGGGCAAUAUGGCCCUGGUUACCGCUCACCAUCAUACCAUGAGAUAAGAGUUCCUUUGCUUGAUAGGGCUGUGACUAGGACAACAGAAUUAAGGAAGAAGCAUGAGGAGGCUUGGAAGGAAUAUGGCUGCACCCUUAUGUCCGAUGGGUGGACUGACACAAGCCAUCGCCAUCUGAUAAAUUUUCUUGCCAACAGUCCAGCAGGGACCUUCUUCCUAGGUUCUGUUGAUGCUUCAAGUGAGAUAGCAAAUGCUGAAAUGUUGGCAGACUUGUUAAAGAAGCAAAUUGAUAAGAUUGGAGAGCAAUAUGUGGUGCAAGUUGUCACUGACAAUGGAGCCAACUUCAAGGCAGCAGGAAGGAUUCUGAUGGAGAGGAUUCCUCAUUUGUUUUGGACACCUUGUGCUGCCCAUUGCUUGGACUUGAUGUUGGAGGACAUUGGGAAGAUAAAGGACUUCAACACUUGCAUAAAUAAUGCAAAGAAGGUAUGCAGAUUUAUCUACAAGCACGGGAGGGUUCUUGAUCAAAUGCGGGAGAAGAUAGGUGGAGAUCUUGUGAGGCCGGCUGUGACUCGUUUUGCUACCUCAUUUCUUACAUUGGCAAGUAUGCAUAGGCAUAGGAAUGGCUUGAGAAGUUUAUUUGUUAGUGACGACUGGAAUAAUAACAGCUUGUCUAGAUCUAGCGAAGGUCGGCAAGUUGUGAAUAUUGUUCUUUCAAUGCCAUUUUGGAACAAUAUGGAAAACUGCCUAAGAGCUACACAACCACUUCUCAUUGCUUUGAGGAUAGCAGAUGGAGAUGAGACACCCGCAGCUCCUGAGAUCAUGGCAGCCAUGGAUGUUGCAAAGGCCACUAUCAAAGAAUCUUUGAAAGAUAAACCAAGUUUACUUGUGGAGGUGCUUGAGUGCUAUGACAAGAGAUGGGAAAGCCAAAUGGAACAAAGACUAUAUGGGGCAGCCCUCUUCUUGAAUCCAGGGAAGUAUUUUGACAUAAAAGAAAAAGAUAAGAGAUGGGUUGCAAGGCUAAGAUCAAUGUUCAAUGAUGUUUUGUGGAAAAUGAUAGAUGAUGAUGAUGAACAAAGCAAGAUUAGUAAGCAAGCAGAUGACUAUGAGAGGUCCGAAGUUCUUUGGUGGGGUUCAUAUGGUGGCCUAGCAUAUGAGCUCCAAAGUUUGGCAAAAAGAAUUAUUAGCCUUUGUUGUGCUGCAUCUGGAUGUGAGCGUAAUUGGAGUGCGUUUGCUCAUGUCCAUACCAAAAAGAGAAACCGGUUGGAGCAUAAAAGGUUAAAUAAGUUGGUGUAUGUUAGCUACAACCGGAAGAUGCAAAACAGAUUUCAAAAAAUUAGAGAGCUUGGUUCCAAAGGAAAGAAAAGCAACCCACUCUUGCUUGAGGAAUUUCAAUGGGAAAGUGAAUGGGUUGAUGAAAAUUCUGAAUCGGUUCAUGGUGAUACCGAUAGUUUGACUUGGACUGUUGUGGAUGAAGUUGCUGGUGCAACUCAAGGUCUCAGGGGGCGUAAUUUACCUAGGGCUGCUGCUGCUCGUGCUGCUGCCGCUGUCAACCAAACCUAUGUUAGGAAGAGGAAACGUGCAAGAAUCACAAAGGCCCAAGACCAAGAUAUUGCACAAGAUGAGGCUGAAGGAGAAGGUUCAGAUUCUUCAGAUGAGGCAGAAGGCUCAGAUUCAGCAGCAAUGGAAGAGGAUGAAGAUUGUGGACAGGAUUCUGAUGGAGGCUUCCAGUUGAAUGCUGAUCUACUUGAUUAG